CAAAUAGACGCUCACUCUCACGUUGAGCAGGCACUCCUACCCAGAGGUCUGAGAGCAAUGCUCCAGUCACAGACGCCACAUCAAGGCAGCCAGGAAGACGGGGGAAUUUUGUUCAUCACUGACGCCGAUAGCCAGCGUUCGCCCCUCAGAGUCACCCUCUCUGCCUCACCGGUGUACCUGCCAGAGAACUGCAUCUGGGUAUGUGACUGAGCCUCCACCUCCCAACUGUAGGACAGCGAAUGGACAGAACCAGCUCCACUCACGCACACUGUACCAGCGGAAGGACAUCUAUGAGGAAGACAAAACUGUUCCAAGACAAAGCAGUCAGUAAAAUUUUAAGUCUUAUUGUUAAAUCAUUCAAUUGUUGAUAACUGUAUCUGGCAAUAUUGUGUUUUGGUGUAAUGAUGCUGCCCACAGUGGUGGUGUGGUUGCUGCUGGUCAUCAGCCAGGUUCAGGUGGAAGCCCAGGGGCAGGAUGCCAGUUCCAACCCCUGGAGACAGAUGAUCCGGUGGGAGAAUAACGGGCGGGUUUUCAGCCUGUUAAACAGUGGUGCCGAGUAUGUUCCCGCUGGGAGUCAGGACCAGGACAGGGGUCACCGAGUGCUUCUGGCGGACACACCUCCCCAAACAUCCCGCAGGCCACAGGGUGGCAAUGUGCGCAGGCAGGCACCCCCCAGGGGUGGCUCGGAAACAGUGCGAGGACAGACCAGACACCCUUUUGGAUUUGGACAGGUGCCGGAAAACUGGCGCCAGGGGGUCCUGGGCACGGGUGAUACUGGCAGCCGUUUUCCAUCAUCCACCAGCACCCGCUUCAGGCCCUCUACAGGAUCUUCAUCAUCCUCAUCAUCAUCCUUCCCUCAGCCUCCUUUCAAUGCACCAUCCUACCCACAAUACCCCUUACCACAGCAGCCUUCCUAUCCACUACCGUUUGAUCCCAGCAUCUCAGAAGGCCCUGGGAGGGGGUACGAGCCACCCUUCCAGAGGGGGACAGGAUACUCAGGGGGUACAGGUGGAGGGUAUGGCGGAGGGGGAUACACUGGAGGAGGUUAUGGUGGGGGUGGAUACACCGGAGGUGGAUAUACUGGAGGUGGAUAUACCGGUGGGGGUCUAGGACCAGUGCUGCCACGCUCACCACCAGAGUAUGGUGAGGACGGUUACCGUUACUAUCCACCAUUUGGCCAGCCUUACUUACCAGCCCAACCAGCCCAGCCAGCUCAGCCAUCAUUCUCUGAUGGACUUGACCACAGGUACACUCACAGCCUGUACAAUGAAGAUCCCUCUGGCCCUAUCCCGGAUGCCAACUCCAAUGCAGCCCCUGUUGCAAACCCUGUCGCCCCCUCUUCAGAACGGCUGGGACCAGCACAGACGCCUGUGCGGAGCCCCCAGUAUGAGCAGUUCCCCCCUUUUGGGAGAGUGCAGCCCCAGACUCCCUUCCAACAGCCUGUCCCACCAGGCAGGAACCCCCAGUCCCCGAAUACUGCUGCGGAGAACCACAACAUCAAUGUGGGGAGUGUGUAUCGGCCAGAGCAAAGAGGGUUACCUGACCUGGUUCCUGACCCAAACUAUGUCCAAGCCUCCACCUACAUCCAACGGGCUCACCUCUACUCCCUCCGCUGUGCUGCUGAAGAGAAAUGUUUGGGCAGCUCUGCCUAUGGCUCUGAAGUAACAGAUUAUGACAUCAGGGUCCUCCUGCGCUUCCCACAACGGGUUAAAAACCAAGGGACGGCCGACUUCAUGCCCAACCGCCCCCGUCAUACCUGGGAGUGGCACAGCUGCCAUCAACACUACCACAGCAUGGAUGAGUUCAGCCACUAUGACCUCCUGGAGAUCAGCACUGGACGGAAGGUGGCAGAGGGCCACAAGGCUAGUUUCUGCCUGGAGGACACAACCUGUGACUUUGGACACCUGAAGCGUUAUGCCUGCACAUCACACACUCAGGGCCUCAGUCCUGGCUGCUACGAUACAUAUAACGCUGAUAUUGACUGCCAGUGGAUUGACAUCACAGACGUUCAGCCAGGAAACUAUAUAUUGAAGCUCCAGGUGAAUCCCAAGUACAGCGUGCUCGAGUCAGACUUCACCAAUAAUGUGGUCAGGUGUAAUAUACACUACACGGGACGUUUCGUCAAAACCACAAACUGCAAGAUCACACAGUCCUGAUCAAACUCCCAGAUCUGAGUGUCCAGGGGAAUUGCUGUUCCAUUGCAAUGUGAAUGGAAACCAAUUUUUGUUUUGCUACAAAUUCAUGAGCCCUUCGAGAAACGGCGUUCCGCUAGCACUGACGACAAUAUGGAGUAUUUACACAAGCACAUGAUGAGAAUUAUCAUAGAAUGAACAUUGGGAGGUCCAAGUCUUUUUUCUUCCAUUUUCUAUUUUCCCUUUUUAAAUAGAGGGGAUGUGUAUGUAUUGGGGGGCCCACUGCAAGUGUCCAGGACAUUUUUAAAGAGCAGCAUUCCUGUGCCCUGUGACCUUCUGGUCUGGAGUUAACCGCUUGGCAUUAAAUAAGGUGUGACAGGAAGUGGUGCUGUUGUGGUCCCAGAUGUGUCAAGGUUCAGCUAUAGUC
Messenger RNA from Megalops cyprinoides (Indo-Pacific tarpon), 2559 nucleotides. RefSeq names its product lysyl oxidase-like 1 (gene loxl1). The transcript has 7 exons. Gene Ontology annotation, biological process: peptidyl-lysine oxidation. The record is from RefSeq and is a predicted model, not a curated record. NCBI's taxonomy places the organism in Eukaryota, Metazoa, Chordata, Actinopteri, Elopiformes, Megalopidae. The coding region runs from base 402 to 2156 and encodes 584 amino acids. Gene Ontology annotation, molecular function: copper ion binding; protein-lysine 6-oxidase activity.